UCAGUAACACUUCAUACAGAUCUCGGUGAUCUUAAAAUUGAAGUAUUUUGUGAGGCAGUACCAAAAACUGCCGAGAACUUUUUAGCCUUAUGUGCAAGUGGAUACUAUGAUAACAAUUUAUUUCACAGGAAUGUCAAAGGUUUCAUAGUGCAGACAGGAGAUCCUCUAGGAACUGGUAAAGGAGGGACUUCAAUUUGGGGAAGGAAAUUUGAGGAUGAAAUUAAAUCUUCAUUAAAGCAUAACACACGAGGUAUAGUUUCAAUGGCAAAUAGUGGACCUGAUACCAAUGGAUCACAAUUUUUUAUAACGUAUACUAAACUACCUCACUUAGACACAAAGAAUACGGUAUUUGGAAAGGUUAUUGAUGGAUCAGAUACUACAUUGGACGCUAUUGAAAAAGUACCCGUUGAUGAGAAAUAUAAACCUAUUCAAGAUAUUAGAAUUAAAUCUACUAAUUACAUUUUCUGA
Funneliformis caledonium is the source of this 468-nucleotide messenger RNA. The record is from the annotation of a GenBank genome assembly. Lineage: Eukaryota; Fungi; Glomeromycota; Glomeromycetes; Glomerales; Glomeraceae.